CCCAGGGAGGGAGGAGUUUGUCCCCAAACCAGCUCCAGUUUCAACAAGUGGUUCUUUUCCAGAGAAGGAGAAACACACACUGGCUGCUAUUUAAAGAAGGAAUUACUAGAUUCACUAUUUUUUUUUUUUUUUUAUUAUUAUUUUAUUUUAGUGCCAUUGAUUUCUCAUCAGUGAAUUCCUCAGGGAGUAUAAGAAGAUGGGUGGAGGGGAUGGGCGGGAGUACUCGCCUGCGGCGACAAACGCGGACAAUGGCGGGGGCAAGAAGAAGCAGAAAGAGAAGGAGAUGGACGAAUUGAAGAAGGAAGUGACCAUGGAUGACCAUAAACUCUCUCUGGAUGAAAUAGCAAGAAAAUAUGGCACUGAUCUGGCCAAGGGCCUGACAAACACGCGUGCGGCAGAAGUGCUGGAACAGGACGGGCCGAACGCCCUCACGCCUCCGCCCACCACCCCCGAGUGGGUGAAGUUUUGCCGCCAGUUGUUCGGGGGUUUCUCCAUUUUGUUGUGGAUCGGUGCCAUUCUCUGCUUUCUGGCCUACGGCAUACAAAUCGCCAUGGAGGAUGAGCCAAUCAAUGACAAUCUGUACCUGGGCGUAGUCUUAGCCGCCGUCGUUAUUGUGACCGGAUGCUUCUCUUAUUACCAAGAGGCCAAAAGCUCCAAAAUCAUGGACUCCUUCAAGAAGAUGGUGCCCCAGCAAGCUCUGGUGAUCCGCGAGGGAGAGAAGCUGCAGAUCAAUGCUGAGGCUGUGGUGGUUGGAGAUCUGGUGGAGGUGAAAGGGGGAGACCGGGUUCCAGCUGACAUCAGGAUAAUCGGAUCCAAUAGCUGCAAGGUGGACAACUCCUCGCUGACCGGAGAGUCAGAGCCGCAGACCCGCUCCCCAGAGUUCACCCAUGAAAACCCACUUGAGACCAGGAACAUCUCAUUCUUCUCAACUAACUGCGUGGAAGGGACAGCCCGGGGUAUUGUCAUAGCCACAGGAGACCGCACUGUAAUGGGCCGCAUCGCCACGUUGGCUUCAGGCCUGGAAGUAGGCCGCACACCUAUCGCCACGGAGAUAGAACACUUUAUUCACAUCAUUACCGGAGUGGCGGUCUUCCUAGGAGUCUCAUUUUUUGUCCUAUCCCUCAUUCUUGGGUACUCCUGGUUGGAAGCUGUUAUCUUCCUGAUUGGAAUUAUUGUAGCCAAUGUGCCAGAAGGUCUCCUGGCCACAGUCACGGUGUGUUUGACCCUAACGGCAAAGAGGAUGGCCCGUAAAAAUUGCCUGGUGAAGAACCUGGAGGCUGUAGAGACCCUGGGCUCCACCUCAACCAUCUGCUCUGACAAGACAGGAACCUUGACCCAGAACCGAAUGACCGUGGCUCACAUGUGGUUUGACAACCAAAUCCACGAGGCGGACACCACUGAGGACCAGUCAGGAACCACAUUUGACAAACGAUCCCCCACCUGGACCUCGCUGUCUCGGAUUGCUGGUCUUUGUAACCGCGCUGUUUUUAAAGUUGGCCAAGACAAAAUUCCUAUUUCCAAGAGAGACACUGCAGGGGAUGCAUCAGAGUCGGCUCUUCUCAAGUGCAUCGAGCUGUCCUGUGGCCCUGUAAGGAAGAUCAGAGACCGAAAUCCAAAAGUGGGCGAAAUCCCAUUUAACUCCACCAACAAAUAUCAGCUGUCUAUUCACGAGCGAGAGGACAGUCCGGACAGUCACCUUCUGGUGAUGAAGGGGGCUCCAGAAAGGAUCCUGGACAGGUGUUCCAGCAUCAUGAUGCACGGGCAGGAGCAGCCGCUGGACGAGGAGAUGAGAGACGCCUUCCAAAAUGCCUACUUUGAACUUGGAGGGCUGGGAGAGCGAGUAUUAGGGUUCUGUCACAGUUACUUGCCUGCGGAGAAUUUCCCACGGGGAUUCAAGUUUGACACAGAGGAACUCAACUUCCCCAUCACCAACCUGUGCUUCAUAGGCCUGAUCUCUAUGAUUGACCCCCCCAGGGCCGCUGUACCGGACGCCGUUGGAAAGUGUCGCAGUGCCGGGAUUAAGGUCAUCAUGGUAACAGGAGACCAUCCAAUUACUGCCAAAGCCAUUGCCAAGGGUGUUGGCAUCAUCUCCGAGGGGAAUGAGACAGUGGAAGACAUUGCAGCUCGUCUUAACAUCCCCGUAAACCAAGUAAACCCCAGAGAGGCGAAGGCUUGUGUUGUUCACGGCUCCGAUCUGAAGGACAUGACCUCAGAACAGCUGGACGACCUGCUGAAGAACCACACAGAGAUUGUAUUUGCCCGCACCUCACCGCAGCAGAAGCUGAUCAUCGUGGAGGGCUGUCAGAGACAGGGCGCUAUUGUGGCUGUCACAGGGGAUGGCGUGAAUGACUCUCCGGCCCUAAAGAAAGCAGACAUCGGAGUAGCCAUGGGUAUAGCAGGAUCCGACGUCUCCAAGCAAGCCGCCGACAUGAUCCUGCUGGAUGAUAACUUUGCCUCCAUUGUGACCGGGGUGGAGGAAGGCCGACUUAUUUUCGACAACCUGAAGAAGUCCAUCGCUUACACACUCACCAGCAACAUCCCGGAGAUAACGCCAUUCUUAUUCUUUAUCAUCGUCAACAUUCCGCUGCCACUGGGCACAGUCACCAUCCUGUGUAUUGAUUUGGGCACAGACAUGGUACCCGCCAUCUCUCUGGCAUACGAAGCUGCGGAAAGUGAUAUAAUGAAGAGACAGCCCCGGAACCCAAGGACAGAUAAACUGGUGAACGAGCGGCUAAUCAGCAUGGCAUACGGGCAAAUUGGUAUGAUCCAGGCGCUCGGCGGGUUCUUCACCUACUUUGUAAUUCUGGCAGAAAACGGGUUCCUGCCUUCUCGGCUGAUCGGCAUCCGCUUGGACUGGGAUGACCGGUCAUGUAACGAUGUAGAAGACAGCUACGGGCAGCAGUGGACGUACGAACAGCGAAAGGUGGUGGAGUUCACUUGUCACACAGCAUUCUUCGCCAGCAUCGUGGUGGUACAGUGGGCGGAUCUGAUCAUUUGUAAGACCAGGAGGAACUCAGUCUUCCAGCAAGGAAUGAAGAACAAGAUACUGAUAUUUGGCCUUCUAGAGGAGACUGCUCUGGCCGCUUUCUUGUCCUACUGCCCUGGAAUGGACGUGGCUCUUCGAAUGUACCCACUUAAAGUUACCUGGUGGUUCUGUGCCUUCCCGUACAGCUUACUGAUCUUUGUGUAUGAUGAGGUGCGCAAGCUGAUCCUACGUCGUGACCCAGGAGGAUGGGUGGAGAAGGAAUCCUACUAUUAAAGGUUACGCGGAACGGACGCCAUCUUGGGAACAGUUCGAGCGCUGUAGAUAUAUACCGGCUGUGUGACAACGCUGUUGGCUUUAAAGUUAAACAGUAAGAGGACCGAUUGGUGGCAAUAAAUUUUAAAAAAUUUUUAUUUUGAAUGCGUUGUAUAAGCUCGGUGUUGGGUGACUAAGAUCUAGCCACCAAUCGCCCCAGCCGUAACAAGGAAUGGGACCCUCCAGACCUAAUCCUAGACUAGAAGAAUCCGACGGAACCAGUCACCAACUCUUAACGUCUACGCAACUAACUCCUCUGCCCGCUAGGACCUAACGUCACCUCCAGCUGUUCCUUCUGUAAGAUCUGUACAGUGAUUCGCAUUCUCUUGUCUGACACAGUACCCCAGGCACAUGUACCCUGUACUUUACAUAACAUAUAUGUUUAUAAAAAUGAACUGGUCA
This is a messenger RNA of Pseudophryne corroboree (corroboree frog), 3700 nucleotides long. Its product is annotated as sodium/potassium-transporting ATPase subunit alpha-2. The transcript has 23 exons. Gene Ontology annotation, biological process: potassium ion import across plasma membrane; proton transmembrane transport; intracellular sodium ion homeostasis. Lineage: Eukaryota; Metazoa; Chordata; Amphibia; Anura; Myobatrachidae. Gene Ontology annotation, molecular function: ATP binding; ATP hydrolysis activity; P-type sodium:potassium-exchanging transporter activity. Bases 197 to 3259 code for a protein of 1020 amino acids. The record is from RefSeq and is a predicted model, not a curated record. Gene Ontology annotation, cellular component: sodium:potassium-exchanging ATPase complex; cell projection; plasma membrane.